Messenger RNA from Bipolaris sorokiniana ND90Pr, 714 nucleotides. RefSeq lists its product as uncharacterized. Gene Ontology annotation, molecular function: acyltransferase activity, transferring groups other than amino-acyl groups. The coding region runs from base 1 to 714 and encodes 237 amino acids. NCBI's taxonomy places the organism in Eukaryota, Fungi, Ascomycota, Dothideomycetes, Pleosporales, Pleosporaceae. The record is from RefSeq and is a predicted model, not a curated record. The transcript has a single exon.
AUGUCUUCAACAAAGUCAAAUUCUUUCAUUCUCCUUACACCUGGACUGAUUCUCGUCCCCACACCCCUCGCCGUCAACAAUAUAUCUUAUCUAAAUCUCUACGCCAGCCUACACGCCGACGCAACUUUUUGCGAAAUGGGAUUCGGAGCUUCUUUCCCACCUAGAAACUGGACAGAAGCGGAGACUCGGGAGACCAUCCUAACGCGAGACAUUGCUCGAUGCUGGCAAAGUAGGAAUAUGGGCGACUUUGCAGUGGGCGUACGAUCAACAGCGCAGAUCGACCAACUGAUCACACAACCCAUUACUGGAACCAACGACGAACUACAUGUCAUCGAAGACCAAGAUGCGGAAACAACAUCUCAAGCAUUGAGUCACGUGGAAUGGGUAGGAUAUGCGGGUGUGCGUGAUGCUACUACAACAUCUAUGCCGCCGCGCACUGAUGCAGACCCCCCAUUGCCGCACUGGCUGGAAAUGAUAGAACUCCGGUAUGGUGUUGCGCCAGUGUACUGGGGUAAAGGUAUGGCCCGAGAAGCCGCAGAAGCUAUUAUGCAGUGGGCUGUUAGAAAAAGAGGUAUAAGAAGGUUUAUUGCUGAGACAGAAAAAGAGAACGCAAGAAGUGCGAGGGUUUUGGAAAAGAUGGGGUUCACGAAGAGGGGUGGAGUGGAUUAUUGGAAAGAGGAGGGACAGAUAGAGUGGGAAAGAGCGUUCGUGUGA